AGUACCGAACUAACGUUCUCUGCCUCCCUCCCCAGCUUCUGGGAGAACUCUGACAGGUUCAGGUGGGGGGAACACGCGGGUAUCGCGGGGUUCAUCGUGGGGCCGUCCUACAACCUGCUUGUGUCCCCCCUGGAGCACCCCAUGGGGGUGAGCAGCUGGCUGGAGAUCAAUAACAACACGGCCUCCUUACACUACGGGGUCCAAGGAAGGGCGGACUCCAUCCCUGCGGGUUAUCGCGUCAGCGUGAUCGCCGUGACGAGUCAGAACCCCUCCUUCGUCCAAACUGUUAUGGAAUGGGGCCGUUAUGUCCAGCAAAAAUUCGGGAUAACAGAAAGAUUGGACGACUUCACCACUCAAUACUUGGGUUACUGGACCGACAACGGUGCCUACUACUAUUACAACUCAGACGGCUACAGUAACUACCAGGAGCUGCUUCUGGCAUUGUAUGACUAUGCCACAGCGCGUGAAAUACCUAUCAGGUACCUGCAGCUUGAUUCGUGGUGGUACUUUAAAGGCCUGGGGGACGGAGUCAAGAAUUGGACGGCCAGAGGAGACGUGUUUCCGAACGGCAUUGAGAGCCUCUUUUCGACGGGUUGGCCCAUCCUCGCCCACAACAGAUACUUCGCCAGUGACACCGAUUAUGCCGCUCAGAACGGGGGCCGGUAUCCAUUCUUCAUUGACGAGAGUACCCAGAAAGCCGUGCCUCUUGACCAGAGCUUCUGGGACGGUCUGUUCGAAGAAGCUCUUCAGUGGGGGCUGUCGACCUACGAGCAGGACUGGCUGGACCAGGAGUACGACGGAGUGAGCGCACUGCACACCAACGUCUCCCUGGCAGACGACUGGUUACACAACAUGGCGGUGUCUGCGCGGCAGCACGGCGUUCCUGUGCAGUACUGCAUGAGUCUCCCCAGAGAAGCCCUGCGAGGCGCUUCAGAGUCAUCAGUCACGCAGAUCAGAGUCAGCGACGACUAUCACUUAGCAUUCAACCAAUGGAAGAUCGGUCACACCUCCCUGUUCGCCCACGCCCUGGGGCUGAAGCCUUUCAAAGACGUCUUCUGGACCAGCAACGACAACGUCAACAACCCCUACGUCUGGUGCCAGUCCUUCAGCGCUGGCUCUUCAUCGUACAACGGUCAUGUUAACGUCACAGAACAAGGGACUCCUUGCGUGUAUUGGGACACCGUCGACUAUUGGUUCAAGUAUCCGGGUGACUCGCUGUACGAAAACUUCUGCCGCAACCCCGGACAGAUGCACGACAGGGCUUUCUGCUUCACAGACGCCUCUCUUGACGUGCCUGAGGACUUGUGGCAGUGGGAGUACUGCUCCAUCCCGACUUGCGAUCAAGACUGCUACGUCCACGAAGGGUACAACUACAGUGGGAAUCAGAGCAUAACAGAACUUGGCUAUAAAUGUGUUGACUGGAAUGGCUCCUUCGGGCAACAAGGGGCCUAUUGUCGCAACCCCGAAGGAACUGAAGACCGCCCUUGGUGCUUUGUAAAUGAAGAUUUCUCUGCGAUGGAUUUCUGUGGCAACAGGUGCCCAGAAGCGCUCGAGUACAACCCUGCUCUACAAUCCGCUGUGUCCACCCUGAGCGCUGGACCGGUGGGUUUCGGCGACAAAAUGGAAAACAUCAACAGAGAUCUCGUGUUGAAGUCGUGUCGUUCUGAUGGGAAACUCCUGCAGCCCGACAAGCCUUUGACAGCUAUCGACGAUUUCUUCAUGCGUGAUGAUUCACAAGGUAACAUUUGGACUACGGAAACAACUAUCGGGUCAGAGGACACGUUCGGUUUAAUAUUCAUCGCUGAAGUUGCUGAUAGUCAAAGUCACACCCCCAGACAACUUAACCUUGAAAAAUCGAUGUCCAGGGAUUACCUAUCAUGGACACACUAUCCGUACGAAGAAAAAUCUAGGAUUCACUCAGCAAAUGACUCUAUUAGUAUUCCAGCUUCAGAUCAAUUUUUGGAUUUCAAAAUUCUAGCGACAUCUCCUCUCUACCACGUCGAUGGGUUAACAUACGCAAUCAUCGGCGAAAUUGCAAAGUGGGCACCCAUAUCAAGGACCCGUAUUACAAGCGUAACAGCUGAUGAUGUCGCUUUUGAGAUCGAGAUAGAGGGAACUGCUGGAGAAGAUGUAUACAUAUAUAUCUAUGUGCGUGGUCUCACCGACUACGAAAUAAGGGUGGCUAAAUGCUCCUUCACUUCAACGAGUUUACAUGCCACCAUAGACAAUUACGGAAAUUGCUUUGAACACUCGUGAUUAAAUUAUAAAUGCAUCAAGGAUUCGCAACUAUAUUCUUGAAUCCUCUUCAGCGCUGAUAUGUUCUUGAAAAGUUAUUUAAGAAAAAGUCACAGUAAACAUCCUACUCUCUCG
Molecule: messenger RNA, 2370 nt
Organism: Hyalella azteca
Lineage: Eukaryota; Metazoa; Arthropoda; Malacostraca; Amphipoda; Hyalellidae
Exons: 9
Molecular function (GO): signaling receptor binding; endopeptidase activity
Source: RefSeq, a predicted model, not a curated record